Messenger RNA from Papaver somniferum (opium poppy), 1002 nucleotides. RefSeq lists its product as uncharacterized. The transcript has a single exon. Bases 1 to 1002 code for a protein of 333 amino acids. Lineage: Eukaryota; Viridiplantae; Streptophyta; Magnoliopsida; Ranunculales; Papaveraceae. The record is from RefSeq and is a predicted model, not a curated record.
AUGCAUGCUCCAUUUCCUCAUCGUUUGAUGUUUACUAAACCACCAACUGGUUAUAAAGAUAUUCUUGAUGUUUUGCAGCAGGUGAAAGUUAACAUUCCUCUCUUGAGUGUGAUUAAGCAAAUUCCAGCGUAUGCCAAGUCCAUAAAGGAUCUCUGCACCAUCAAAAGGAAGCAUAAUGUGCAGAAAAAGGCAUUCCUCACGGGACAGGUAAGUGUUAUUCUUAAACACAACACUCCUCCCAAAUAUAAAGAUCCGGGAUGCCCUACUAUUUAUUUUAUAAUAGGGAAGUUCGUGAUCAAACAAGCACUUUUGGAUUUGGGAUCUAGUGUAAACCUCCUACCUUUCUCGGUUUAUGAGCAGUUGGGCUUAGGUGAAUUAAAACCCACCUCGGUCACUCUACAACUUGCGGAAAGAUCAGUUAAAGUACCGAUAGGGGUAGCUGAGGAUGUGUUAGUUCAAAUCGAUAAAUUUUACUAUCCAGUGGAUUUCAUUGUUUUGGAUACUCAACCUGUGGUUAAUGCUAGUAAUGAAAUACCUAUCAUUUUAGGUCGCCCUUUCCUUGCAACUGCCAAUGCUUUGAUUAAUUGUCAAAACGGUAUAAUGAAUCUUUCGUUUGGUAACAUGACUGUUGAAUUAAACAUCUUUGAUGCAUGUAAAUACCCAAGUGGUGAUGAUGAUAUUCAUGAGGUUAGUAUGAUUGAAACAAUUGUGCAGGAAAAGUUAUCUCAUCUAGAAGCUGGGGAUGCGUUAGAAUCCAGUCUUCUUAACCUUUUGGAUUUCGAUGAGGAUGGAUCCAUUGAAGAAGUCAAUUCCUUACUGGAUUCAUCCCCAUUACUGGAUACAGAUAAGUGGCGGUCUAGAUUUGAAUCACUUCCAAUCAAUGAGACCAAGACACUACCCUCAUCCAUAGAAUUCCCAAAGCUUGACCUUAAGCCACUUCCUAGUGACUUGAAAUAUGCUUUUUUGGGUCAAAAUGAAAUUUCCAGUAAUCAUAUCAUCUGA